Molecule: messenger RNA, 2593 nt
Organism: Spinacia oleracea (spinach)
Lineage: Eukaryota; Viridiplantae; Streptophyta; Magnoliopsida; Caryophyllales; Amaranthaceae
Product: metal-independent phosphoserine phosphatase
Exons: 7
Coding region: 94-780 (228 amino acids)
Source: RefSeq, a predicted model, not a curated record
CAUUGGCUCGAUCAUAUUGCAGAGUGGAGAGUAGAGACUUGAGAGUAGAGACUAGAGAGCAAAGCAGGAAGACAGCAAACGAAGCGAGGGGGCAUGGGAACAUCGUCAACAUUGUUGAAGAACAACUACUGGAUUCUCAGACAUGGAAAGAGUAUCCCUAAUCAGAAAGGCCUCAUCGUUUCCUCUUUGGAAAACGGGACACUUGCAGAAUAUCAGUUAGCCGAUGACGGUGUUGCACAAGCCCAAUUGGCUGGGGAGCUAUUGCUAAAGGAUUUGAAGGAUGCUAAUAUUCCAUUGAAAAAUGUCCGCAUUUGCUACUCCCCGUUUGCUAGAACAGCUCAUACUGCUAAAGUGGUUGCAUCUGUACUGAAUCUUCCAUUUGAAGGUAGUCAAUGCAAGGUGAUUGAAGAUCUUCGGGAACGUUAUUUUGGUCCUUCAUAUGAGCUUUCAUCACAUGAUAAGUAUCCAGAGAUAUGGGAACUCGAUGAGAAAGAUCCAUUUGAGCGGCCAGAAGGUGGUGAAAGUGCUGCUGAUGUUGUUUCACGACUAGUGAAGGCCAUGGAAGAAAUGGAGACUAUGUUUGAAGGAUGUGCAAUAUUGAUAGUCAGCCAUGGCGAUCCCCUCCAAAUGUUGCAGACAAUAAUCAAUGCUGCUAAGGAAAAAGAUGUAUCCAGUUCCAUUAACUUUUUGUCAAGUUUAGAAGCUGUUAAAGUUCAAUCUGUCAUAUCAAAGCAUCGGAAAUUUGCGCUGGAAACUGGUGAGCUGCGAGCAGUGAUUUGAAACCAUAUCUCCUCAAUAACGCUGGGUGCAUCAUUGUGAGUUCGAGAUGAAGAAAACAUAGAGGAAAACCUUGUUGCAACAUAGUACGAGCCAAAUGUUUCGAUGCUGGCUAUGAAUAUGAAACUAUAACAGUUGAUGAUCUUUCUGAUAUAAGUGAAAUUGGCUUCAAAUUUUUUGGUUAGCAGAAAUUAUAUAGGAGUAUAAUACAAAAACAAAAGAACAUUUCAUAAAUGAGUGAUGAAGGUGCAAGUUCGCGAUUAUGAUCUAAGGAAAAUAAUGAAAAUGAAUUCAGAGGACUGCACGUCUGUUUUCAUCAGGUGAGUUAGUUGAACGUCUGAGGCUGCCUAAAACUGAAAGUCCGCGAAUAUAUUUUGCAUAUUUCCGUGCUGUUGGCCUCUCCUAUUCUGUUUCUUUGAUAGUUUGUUGUCCUGAAAUUGACAUCCUAUAAUUAAUAUUAUUGGAUUAGCUAUAAAGUCAAAGCAAAGUGAUCUCAUAGUCAAGCUUUGAAAAUUAGAUAAUAGUUCAACUGCAUUUUACAUUAGAAAGAAUUUGAUAUCAUGUUUUAUUUUUUCUUCUGCUAAAUACCGGUAAUAUUAUAGUUGAGGAGUUGAACUAUGUACAACCUAUUCCACCUAAAUCCAUCUGACUAGACCAUUCAUCUAACCUAUAAAUACCCAUAAACUUAGGAAGUGUAUCAUAAUCCUAAGUAAACAGAAAAAUCCCUCUUAGAACAAGUAAGUAGUUUAUUUUACUGUUUUGCCAUUGAUUCUGUACUUGUUUGAUCCCCUGAGAUCAAACCAUGGGUUCUCGCUUGUUUCCUCUUGGAAUGCUGUUUGUUGCUUGUGUGAUGAGCACUGGGACAAUGCCGGUUGCAGCUCGUCACCUUUUAGAUGCUUCCUUACCAGAGCAUGAGCAUCCCAAGGCAGAGUUGCCAAAACCUGAACUUCCAAAGCCUACCUUGCCCGAGCUUCCUAAACCCGCAAUGCCCGAACUCCCGAAGCCCGUUUUUCCUGAGCUUCCCAAGCCCACAUUGCCUGAACUUCCCAAACCCACAUUACCGGAGCCCCUUAAACCCACUGUGCAUGAAUUGAAUGAGGCGCCCAAGCCUAUCGAGCAUGAAUUGCCCAAGCCUACACUGCCAGAGUUGCCAAAACCUAGUGUACCUGAAAUGCCUAAGCCCGUCUUACCCGAGAUACCAAAACCAACCUUACCAGAGCUCCCCAAACCCAUUGUGCACCAAGUACCCAAGCCAACACUACCGGAACUACCAAAGCCUAAAUCCGUUGAGGCGCCCAAGCCUACUGAGCAUGAAUUGCCAAAGCCUACAUUACCAGAACACCCUAAACCUAUUGAAAUGCCUAAACCCCAUUUGGACGAGCUUCCGAAACCUAAGAUGCCUCAACUUCCCAAACCUACUUUUCCCGAGCUGCCAAAGGACACCAUGCCAGAGAUGCCCGAGUUGCCCAAGCCCUCUCUACCAGCAAUGCCAAAACCCAGUGUUCCCGACCUACCUAAGCCCACAACUCCUCAACUCCCCAACUCAUCCAUCCAAAGCAAGCCUUGAAUGAUAGACAUAAAAACGAAUUUAAUAAUAAUGAUAAUUAUUUGAUAAAGCAAUAUUUUUUUACUUUGAUACCACUAUUUGGCAAUUUUUAAUUUUCCUUUAUCGGAUGGCAAAAAACUUUACUAUUUUUUAUGUGAAUUUUUUCCUUUGAACUUUGCACCAAUACUUGUAACAUUUCACCUCUUUGAUACUAUUAUAUACAAAAUACUUUGUAAUUUAUGUGUUUCCUCUUGGAUCGGAUGAACUUUA